UCGUUCUCUCACUUUUUCCAAUUAUUCUUUUUUUUUUAAAAAAAUCUUUAAGUGUAAUAAGUUAUAAUGAAAGAAACCAAUUUGUUUUGGUAAAAAUCACUAUUUUGUCUUUUUGUUUGUCAAAACAUUGUUUAUGGUAAUAAACAAAAAAACAAAAUUUUUGUUAUAAGCAAAUGGAAACGUUGAUCACGUGGCUUCGCCGUAGUUUAAACUAAACCAACCACUGACGAUAGAAACUAUGAUCAAAGAAAUGGCGAAUCCCAAAUCUCACCUCUUCUCUCUCUCCUUCUUCUCACUUCUCCUCCUUCUUCACUUCCCCACCGUCUCCUUCGCCCAGACACUCUUCAUCUUCGGCGACGGUCUUUACGACGCCGGCAACAAACAGUUCGUCUCUACUAACCGUGUUGACGCCAGCUUUCCUCCCUAUGGAAUAACUCUUGGAGAAGCUACGGGACGGUGGUCCGAUGGUCUUGUCGUCCCAGACUACCUCGCUAGUUUCAUGGGUAUUCCUCGCAUCUCUCCGAUUCUCAGCGUCGCGGCGGACUUCUCUCACGGAGCUAACUUCGCCAUCGCCGACGCCACCGUUCUCGGCUCCCCUCAGGACACGUUGACUUUGUCACAACAAGUGAUUAAGUUUACGGAAAACAAGAACAAAUGGUCAGCUCAAGCACGUUCGGAAGCUGUCUACUUGUUCUACAUCGGCUCUGAUGAUUACUUGAAGUAUGUCAAGAACAAUCCAAACCCCUCUGAUGUUCAGAAACAAGAUUUUGUGGAUCAAGUCAUCACUGCUGUAGAAGCAGAACUGAAGGUGAUUUACGGGUCUGGAGGUAGGAAGUUCGCAUUCCAGAACUUAGCACCGUUGGGUUGCUUACCGGCUGUGAAACAAGCGAACGGGAACGUUCAAGACUGCGUGAGGCUGCCUUCUGAAAUGGCGGCUUUGCAUAACAAGAAGCUGCUGCAGCUCUUGGUUGAGCUUUCAAGACAACUCAGUGGUUUCCAGUACUCGUUUUACGACUUCUACAGCUCUAUCCAAAACAGAGUUAUCAAGCCCAAGACUUACACAUUUGAGACUGGAAUGGCUGCUUGUUGUGGAAUUGGCUCUGUAAAUGGAACCAGUUGCUCGAUUAACAAUGUAUGCGCCAAGCCUGAAGACUAUCUCUUCUUCGACGGUAAGCAUUUGACACAGGAAGGGAAUCUUCAGGUGGGGCAUUUGAUGUGGGGAGCAGAUCCGGAAGUGGUUGGACCGAACAAUCUGAGGGAGCUUCUAGUCCUUCCUCUGGACACUUCAAUCAUCUUAGCUGAGAUACAGGAAGCUAUGGCUGCCACGAGGACGAGACAGAUGAAGAUAGAGUCUCUUUAUGAUAUUAAGAUGGAGUCAGAGAUGGAGAAUCAGUGGCUUUCCCUGGUUGACAAAGCUUUCUCCUUUAUGAUCUAAGAUUUGUGUUUGCAAUAUGUGAUCAAAAAGCCUGGAGCUACUGUAAUAAUAAACUAGACAAGAAACUUAGAUAUCUUUGUUUAAGUUUUGCAAUAAAAUAAUCAGCUUCGAGGCUAAGAAAAACCAAUAACGGACCUAUU
Messenger RNA from Eruca vesicaria subsp. sativa (arugula), 1575 nucleotides. The record is from the annotation of a GenBank genome assembly. Lineage: Eukaryota; Viridiplantae; Streptophyta; Magnoliopsida; Brassicales; Brassicaceae.